AUGGGUGUUCGACCUUUGGUCCGCAGAGGUCGUGCGGUCUGGCAACAUCUGUCGAGGAAAGAUGAGGGCGAAGAUGGUGCUUCUAUUCAAAUGAGCUCAGUGCAGGAGGAUAAGGUUGGAGUGGACUUGUCUGCCCCGCCAAGUUACAGUACUUCCGAACCUCACGACCAAAUACCCGAUGAAUAUGCGCAGAGAGGUGUUCAGGAUGUCGAAGCUGUCACUAUUACUUGGUCUAAGGGGAUGUUGAUUGGAGUGUUUAUCAAUAUCUGGUUCCUGUAUUUUGUCAACGCAUUCAUUUUAACGAUCCAGAACAGUCUCAAUCCGUAUGUCACAAGCUCUUUUCAAGCACAUUCGCUAUCAGCUGUUCCCACAGCGGUCGGCGAUGUUCUGGCAGCUGCCACUUAUCUUCCCAUGGCAAAAAUGAUGGAUGUGUGGGGUCGAGCAGAGGGAGUUCUUGUUAUGGAACUCUUCCUGGUCAUUGGAUUAGUUUUGAUGGCAUCUUGCAAUAGCUUUGAAGCUUACUGUGCCGCAAAUGCCUUUUAUUACACAGGUCUCUAUGGACUGGAAUACGCAAUCGAUGUUGUGACAGCCGAUAUCUCAACGUUACAGAACCGUGCUUUUGCUUACGCCUUCACAUCGUCUCCGUAUAUCAUUACAGCUUUUGCGGGACCAAAGAUUGCUGAUGAACUUUAUUACAAUGUCAACUGGAGAUGGGGAUUUGGCAUUUGGGCAAUUGUUGCCCCUGUUGCCGCUGCCCCUCUGUAUUUUAUGCUCAAGUAUAACCUACACAAGGCCGAGAAAGAGGGUCACCGCAUCAAAAGGCCAAGCGGUCGGACAGUGUUUGAGAGUAUUUGGCAUUGGACGGUUGAAUUUGAUGUAUUUGGAGUUUUCUUGUUCACGACCGGCCUCGUGCUGUUUGAGCUGCCUUUUGAUAUUGCAGAUUAUGCACCUCAUGGCUGGGCAACAGGUUAUAUCAUCGCCAUGCUUGUUGUUGGGUUCGCCAUGUUGUUCGUAUUUGCAAUCUGGGAAAUAUGGGUAGCCCCGGUACCGUUGGUAGGGAAAGAGUGGCGCGUGCUUGCGAACCGCACUGUCAUCGGCGCAGUCCUCUUGGAUACAACGUACCAGGUUUCAAAUUAUUGCUGGAGUUACUACUUUACCUCAUGGCUCCAAGUCAACAAUGAUCUGACGAUUACAACCGCGAAUUAUGUCGAUAACAUCUUUGAUAUGGUGUCAGGCGUGCUUCUACUCUUCCUUGGUUGGAUGAUCCGCCGGAUUGGCCGUUAUAAGUGGACCCUGUAUAUCGCCGUCCCGUUAUACAUCUUCACUCAGGGGUUGAUGAUCUACUUCCGACGCCCCAACAUGAAUGUUGGUUACCAAGUCAUGUGCCAAGUCUUCUUAGCAAUUGGUGGCUCCAUCUUUAUUCUCACCGAGCAACUGGCUAUUUUAGCUACUGUGGAUCACCAACAUGUUGCCACUGCAUUGGCCAUAUUGAACGUUGUGGGUACAAUUGGUGACUCUGCAGGCCUUACCAUCAGUACCGUUAUCUGGCAAAACACAUACUUGAAGGGUCUCUACCGAUACCUCCCCGAGUCAGCCAUGUCAAACCUGGAGAACAUCUACGAGAGUCUCCCAGUGCAACGGGGUUACCCCGUUGGGUCUGCGACCAGAGAAGCCAUUCAGAAAGCGUAUGCUUACGCUGAGCUCAGGCUACUGGCAGUUGGAUGUGGUAUCAUAGUCUUGGCAAUCCCCUGGACCAUCAUGAUCAAGGAUGUGGACCUCAAGAGGAGGCAACAGACCAAGGGCAUGGUGUUCUAG
Molecule: messenger RNA, 1815 nt
Organism: Penicillium verhagenii
Lineage: Eukaryota; Fungi; Ascomycota; Eurotiomycetes; Eurotiales; Aspergillaceae
Product: Major facilitator superfamily domain general substrate transporter
Exons: 4
Coding region: 1-1815 (604 amino acids)
Biological process (GO): transmembrane transport
Molecular function (GO): transmembrane transporter activity
Source: RefSeq, a predicted model, not a curated record